AUGGAUAUCAAGGCGAAGGCUGCUUCGGCAGCAGAAAAGGAUGACAUCCCAGUGGAGUCUGGGGAUAUGCAACUUCUUGGAUGGCUAGCUGCCAGUGUGUUUAUCUUCAUCGUCGGUCUCGCCAUGGCCGACCUGGCCUCCGCAAUGCCAACGGCGGGAGGCCUUUAUUUCUGGACACAUUAUUUCAGCGGUGACAGAUGGAAGAACCCCCUGAGUUUUGUUGUCGGAUACAGUAAUACUAUAGGUCUCCUCGGUGGCGUUUGUUCUGUGGAUUAUGGAUUUGCUACCAUGCUACUGUCUGUUGUCUCACUGGCCCACGAUGGUAACUGGACUGCCUCUCGUCCAGUUGUGUACGGAACGUACGUGGCCUGCGUCGUCGUCCAUGGUCUCAUAGCUACGUUCUUUGGACGCAUCAUGCCCAAGAUUCAGUCGGCAUGUAUUGUGAGCAAUGUCGGUCUCGUGCUAGCCACUGUCCUCGCAUUACCCAUCGGGAAGGCUAUAAGGGGCGGGCAUAUUAACUCGGGUGCUUAUGUUUUUGGCCAUCUUGAAAAUCUCACAACCUGGCCCCAAGGUUGGGCGUUCAUGCUGGCCUGGCUCUCCCCGAUCUGGACCAUCGGGGCGUUCGACUCGUGUGUCCACAUGAGCGAGGAGGCUACUCAUGCGGCGCGCGCUGUACCUUUGGGUAUCAUCUGGUCUGCAGGCCUCUGCGGAGCUCUAGGGUUUCUCUCCCUUGCAGUAAUCACAGCUGUGAUUGAUGUCAACUUGGAUGGUGUAUUGAACACUAACCUUGGCCAACCAAUGGCACAAAUCUACUACGACUGCCUCGGAAAAAGCGGUGCCCUUGGCUUCAUGAUAGUAGUGGCAAUUGUCCAAUUUUUCAUGGGACUGAGUCUGGUGAUCGCUGCCUCUCGCCAAAGCUGGGCCUUCUCCCGAGAUGGCGCCCUCCCCUUCUCCUCCUUCUUCCGCAAAGUCAGCAAAAAGAUCCGCUACCAACCAGUCCGCAUGAUUUGGGGCGUCGUAGUAUCCGCUGUCAUCGUCGGUCUUCUCUCCAUAAUCAACAGCGCCGCCUCUAACGCCCUCUUCUCUCUUGCCGUAGCCGGCAAUGAUCUCGCCUGGAUGAUGCCCAUCCUCUGCCGGCUGGUCUGGGGCCAGGACCGAUUCCACCCUGGUGAGUUCUAUACGGGUCGAUUUAGUAAACCGAUAGCGGUCACCGCUAUUGUGUAUUUAGCGUUUGCAAUCAUCUUGUGUAUGUUUCCAACUACGGGGCCGGAUCCAACUCCGCAGGAUAUGAAUUAUACAGUUGUUAUUAAUGGAGCGCUUUGGGGAGGCGCACUUCUGUACUAUGGGCUAUAUGCAAGGAAGACAUAUAAGGGACCUCAGACGACGGUCGGCUCGUCAUCCAGUCCUUCCGAGGCAAAUCUUGGAGGGUUAUAA
This is a messenger RNA of Aspergillus nomiae NRRL 13137, 1434 nucleotides long. Its product is annotated as putative GABA permease. The record is from RefSeq and is a predicted model, not a curated record. Bases 1 to 1434 code for a protein of 477 amino acids. The transcript is spliced from 7 exons. Gene Ontology annotation, biological process: transmembrane transport. Gene Ontology annotation, cellular component: membrane. Gene Ontology annotation, molecular function: transmembrane transporter activity. NCBI's taxonomy places the organism in Eukaryota, Fungi, Ascomycota, Eurotiomycetes, Eurotiales, Aspergillaceae.